AAGACUGAGAAGCUGACAAAGAGAAGCGAAAACGUCAAACGCCACCGAAUCCUCCAUCUCUGUCUCUAUCUAAUCUGAAGAAAUUAUUAUCUGGCGGUUGUUCCUUCUCUCCGGCGGGUGUCGUACUCUCAACUGCGCCGAAUUUAUCCGCCUCUCCUCGCCGAUCUUUCAUUAAAUGGCGUCUUGAUUAGUUUGUGAUACAGGGGCUUCGUUGAGGUUUCUGUGAUAGUAGAAGCUGUUUGAUCAUAUGAAGUGGUUACUCGGUUCUUGGGGUGGUGAUUCAGAUGCACAGUUGCUGGUGAAUUUUGGUGAAUUGACUUCUUUUACUCAUAGGCUUGUCAUUGUAUUCCGUUGGACUUCUGCAGAGAUAAUAGAGGCAGGCUACUAUGGCUGAGGGAGAUGAGCACCUUGAACUUAAGUUCAGAAUUUUUGAUGGGACAGAUAUAGGUCAUGGAACCUACUCAUCGUCCAUUACUGUAGCUACUCUUAAGCAAAGGCUUCUUGCGGAGUGGCCUCAAGAUAAAUCAGUUGUACCAAAGUCGGUGAGUGAUAUGAAACUAAUCCAUGCUGGAAAAGUUUUGGAGAACGGAAAGACACUUGCAGAGUCUAGAGUACACAUUGGUGAUCUUCCUGGUGGAGUUAUUACUAUGCAUGUUGUUGUACAGCCUGCUGUUGCUAAAAAGAAGACAGAUAAGAACCAUUCUGAGAAACAAAAACAGAACUUGUGUUCCUGCGCUAUCCUGUAGAUUCAGGUGUCACGAGCAGCGUGCUGACGAGGCCAACUUCUCAUGCUUUUUACUUUCCUCAAAAACAUUAGAGCACUAUAACAAUGAUGACGAAGCUUCUUUAAGUGAAGAAAUGAAGUGGUAUCUAAAAUUUGAAGCAUCGUCUUCUUCCUUGUAAUCUAUUUUUGCCAUGUUCUGAUUGUUUUACAAAGUGGAUAUAGAUCUGUCUCCAAUUGGCGUUUCUAGUUUCUUUCUGGAGUUGAGAGGUUCCUCAGUGUUGAGAUUGA
Sesamum indicum (sesame) is the source of this 1012-nucleotide messenger RNA. RefSeq names its product membrane-anchored ubiquitin-fold protein 3. Gene Ontology annotation, molecular function: protein binding. The record is from RefSeq and is a predicted model, not a curated record. Lineage: Eukaryota; Viridiplantae; Streptophyta; Magnoliopsida; Lamiales; Pedaliaceae.